UAGUCGCAUGCAGACUUUUGACGUUUGAGAAUUUAUUUUUAUAAUUUUUGAUAUCAUGGCUGAUAUUAAAAACGAAAUAAUUGAGAAUAAUGAAGUGGAAAAUGACGAACAGGAGGAGUUAGAUGGGGUUGAAGAUUCAGAAGUCAAAGAUCCAGCCAAGAAGAAGAAAAAGAAAAAAAAGAAGAAGAAGGCAGCGGGAACAGAAAGUACCACAAAUUCCCAAUCUGAAGUAGCUGAAAAGACGCAGUCUUUGACUAUAGAAGAAAGUUCUGGAGAUAAGAAAAAGAAGAAAAAUAAAAAAGGUGGUAAAGGUGUCCAGCAGACUGAUCCUCCAACCAUACCAAUUGCCGAACUUUUCCCAGAUGGCAACUUCCCGGAGGGCCAGAUUAUGGAACAUGGACCAGCAGAGGGCAUUGAUGAGAGGACUGCUAAAGACCGCUUCUCAAGUGAAGAGAAGAGAGCUUUGGAUAGAAUGCAUCAAGACAUCUAUCAGGAGAUAAGACAUGCUGCUGAAGCUCAUAGACAGACUCGUAAACAUAUGCGCAACUGGAUCAAACCUGGAAUGUCUAUGAUUCAAAUAUGUGAAGAGUUGGAAUCAACUGCAAGGCGUCUCAUUGGUGAAGACGGACUCAAAGCUGGUCUUGCUUUCCCAACUGGCUGCAGUCGUAAUCAUUGUGCUGCACAUUACACACCAAACACUGGUGACGACACUGUUUUGAACUAUGACGACGUUGUAAAGAUUGACUUUGGCACUCACAUAAAUGGACGAAUCAUUGAUUGUGCUUUCACACUGCACUUUAACCCUCGCUAUGACCCUCUGGUUAAGGGUGUUCAGGAGGCCACCGAGGCUGGUAUCAAGGCUUCUGGUGUUGAUGUGAGGUUAUGUGACGUCGGUGCUGCAGUACAGGAGGUGAUGGAAUCGCAUGAAGUUGAAUUAGAUGGAAAUGUUUAUCAAGUGAAGCCUAUACGUAAUCUAAAUGGACACUCCAUUGGACCCUACCGCAUCCAUGCUGGCAAGACCGUGCCUAUCGUUAAGGGUGGGGAGACCACCCGCAUGGAGGAGAACGAGUUCUACGCCAUCGAGACGUUCGGCUCCACUGGCCGGGGUCAGGUGCAUGAUGACAUGGACUGCUCACACUACAUGAAGAACUUUGAACAACCCUUCGUGCCUUUAAGAUUGCAAUCAUCCAAGCAACUGCUGAACCUGAUCAACAAGAACUUUGGUACACUGGCAUUCUGCAAGCGCUGGUUGGAGCGUGCUGGGGCCUCGCGCUACGCCAUGGCCCUCAAAGAUCUCUGCGAUAAGGGCGUAGUCGACCCUUACCCACCCCUUUGCGAUAUUAAGGGCUCGUACACGGCGCAGUUCGAGCACACCAUCCUCCUUCGACCCACAUGCAAGGAGGUCGUCUCCCGUGGCGAUGAUUAUUAAGUAGCCAUCAACUCUUCCUUCAUACAAGUUUGUUUUGUCUGUUAUGAUAAACUAACAUUGAUCGUACCAGAAAAGAGAGUACAAGAGUUAAUAAUUGAAGACAUGAGUUGAUGAACCGUGUAACUAACAUUUUACAACAUAGA
Messenger RNA from Aricia agestis (brown argus), 1572 nucleotides. It is a transcript of the gene und, whose product is annotated as methionine aminopeptidase 2. Gene Ontology annotation, biological process: proteolysis. The coding region runs from base 56 to 1429 and encodes 457 amino acids. NCBI's taxonomy places the organism in Eukaryota, Metazoa, Arthropoda, Insecta, Lepidoptera, Lycaenidae. The record is from RefSeq and is a predicted model, not a curated record. The transcript is spliced from 8 exons. Gene Ontology annotation, molecular function: metalloaminopeptidase activity.